AUGUGCAUGCGUGCUAUUGCUAGUGUUAGUGUUAGGUCUCUGUUCAAUGCCAGUGUCGCUGUCUACGACCCCUACAGGGACACGAUAGUCGAUAUCCUCAUGUUCAGCGGCAUCACACAUAACCCGAGCCUUCACAUUGGCGGUGUGCAAGUUGAUCCGCAUACAAAGCUGGUAUCCAUCGUCGUCGAUGCCGCUGCCCCGUUCAACACCGGCGGGCAAGUCGUAUCAGGUGACAACUUCAUCAUCAAGUACGAUGCCGCCCAAAAGCGGGCUCUAUGGAACAAGAACAUUACUACUGUGUCCAAGGGCGAGUACGCUGGUUUCCAAGAUGUUGAGCACGAUGCCCGGGGAAACACCUACAUCGUCGGGUCGUUCCCGGGAACCAUAUUAAAAGUAGACCGGGAAGGCUCCGCCGUCGUUCCCUGGUACCUACCUGCGAAGAUCGACCACACCAAGUUCGGCUUUUCUGGGCUUGCGGCAGCUGGGGAUGUCCUGUUAUCCAACAACAACGAGGAUUCCCAGAUCUAUCGUUUCGAUAUGAAGGCCGAAAAGGGCAACCCUCUGCUUGUUGCCAGAUCUCCAAACACGACGUUGGCCAGGACCGAUGCUAUAUAUCUGCCACCAAGAUACGACGGCAGGGUCCUACUCGUUGCCGAAAACACAAAGGGGAUCACUGUUCUGCGCUCCAGUGACGGGUCGUGGCAGUCAGCAGAGUAUCUGGGUACUGUGCCAAACAAUUCCUCGGCGGCGCAAGGAGGCACCGUUACUGCUGCAGUACAAAUCGGCAAAAAACUCUACAUGGUUGAAGAGUUCUUUGCGGAUCCUCCUGUCUCCGGCUCAACUGCUGGGAAUAGGAAACAUUUCCCCAUGGUCGACAUCACUUUACAAGUUGAACAGCUUCUGAAGAAAUAG
Molecule: messenger RNA, 912 nt
Organism: Colletotrichum spaethianum
Lineage: Eukaryota; Fungi; Ascomycota; Sordariomycetes; Glomerellales; Glomerellaceae
Product: core trichothecene cluster (CTC) protein 14
Exons: 1
Coding region: 1-912 (303 amino acids)
Molecular function (GO): protein binding
Source: RefSeq, a predicted model, not a curated record